Molecule: messenger RNA, 955 nt
Organism: Bursaphelenchus okinawaensis
Lineage: Eukaryota; Metazoa; Nematoda; Chromadorea; Rhabditida; Aphelenchoididae
Source: the annotation of a GenBank genome assembly
AUGGAGACGAAGAUGGUGAUCCUGUUGGUGUUGUUAUCGUCUCCUAUCUGCUGUAGAGCAGCCAGUAAGUUGCGUCUGUCGCUUCCACCCUCUGAUUCAAGUGUCCAACUGCUUCUUCCUGCCCAACAUCGCUCUGAACGGUGGAACAUACGAUGAGAUCGACACCCACGACCUCAAUGUCUGCUGUAUUGUCUGCGCCCGCGAUCCGUGUUGUAUAGCGUAAGUGCAGCCAUGUGUAAAGUUUACACUGUGAACUGUUUCCGGUUAACCGUAGCAACAUGUUUACUCGACAUGGUCAAGAAUUUAAUGGAAAUAUCAAAAGGAUAACUUGAAAAAAUAUUCGCUUUUAAAAUAGUUAAAAUUUAAAUUUUUGAAAAUUUUUAAAAAAAAGUUAUUUUCUAAUAAAGACUUCAAGACUACGUAAUACCCUGCUUUUAAGCUCAAACAGCUUUUUAGGUACACAUUUGACAGGUUCAAGAACCGGUGUUACCUAAAGCGGCCAUCACAGAUUCGGCCAAAACCCCCACUUUCACCAGCGGAAUCAAGGCCAAUGAAUUCCAAGGUAAAGUUUUUUUACAGUAGUUUUAACUCUUUAGGACAAGCUGGCAUUCUUCGCAAUAUCAAAGUGUACGGAGGAACGACGACCACCGUUAAGCUACCCAAUAACGAAGAUUGCAUGCAGUAUUGUACUGGUAAGUGAAUUUGUUUAGGCUACUUUUUUGCCUUUUUCAAAAUAUGUCAAUACAUAUAUUGAAAAGGUAAAAAAAUGCCACUACCAUUUUAAAAUUCAAAUUCUAGCUCUAUUUUAAUGAAAACUAUUAUUUACAUUACUCAAAAAAAUCAAAUGAAUAAACGAUAUGUUUAGCGUACGGUAUGUCAUCAUACUCUCCGCCGGUGGCUGGUAGUGGAGAAACCGACGGGGAAUGUGCUUGUAUGUCACGCAUCUCAUCAUUAG